Messenger RNA from Manacus vitellinus (golden-collared manakin), 3930 nucleotides. RefSeq names its product ubiquitin specific peptidase 30 (gene USP30). The coding region runs from base 1 to 1419 and encodes 472 amino acids. Gene Ontology annotation, cellular component: cytosol; nucleus. The record is from RefSeq and is a predicted model, not a curated record. Gene Ontology annotation, biological process: protein deubiquitination. The transcript has 12 exons. Gene Ontology annotation, molecular function: cysteine-type endopeptidase activity; cysteine-type deubiquitinase activity. NCBI's taxonomy places the organism in Eukaryota, Metazoa, Chordata, Aves, Passeriformes, Pipridae.
AUGUCGCUGGUCCUCCCCAAAAGCCCCUUUGCAGGGCAGGUUCUGCUCCGCAGUCGCUCCCGGCAGGAGGAGGAGGAUGGGGAGGAAGAGCCUCCACAGCGGCUUGUCCCAGGCCUCCUGAACCUGGGAAACACGUGUUUCAUGAACUCCCUGCUCCAGGGCUUGUCCUCCUGCCCUUCCUUCAUCAGGUGGCUGGAGGAGUUCACAGCCCAGUACAGGACAGAGCAGAGCAAGUCCCAGGAGCACCAACACCUUUCAGUCACUUUACUGCAGCUCCUCAGAGCUCUGUCCUGCCAGGAGGUGACAGAGGAUGAUGUCCUGGAUGCCAGCUGCCUGCUGGAAGUGCUCAGGAUGAACAGGUGGCAGAUCUCCUCCUUUGAAGAGCAGGAUGCCCAUGAGCUGUUCCAUGUCCUGACCUCUUCCCUGGAGGAUGAACGGGACCGGCAGCCCCGCGUGACCCACCUGUUUGAUGUGCAGGCCCUGGAGCAACCAGAAACAACCCCAAAGCAAAUAAGCUGCAGAACAAGAGGAUCUCUUCCCCCUGUGUCAAACCACUGGAAAUCUCAGCAUCCUUUCCAUGGGAGGCUGACCAGCAACAUGGUUUGCAAACACUGUGAGCACCAGAGCCCUGUGAGGUUUGACACCUUCGACAGCCUGUCCCUGAGCAUUCCAGCAGCUGUGUGGGGCCGUCCCAUGACACUGGAUCACUGCCUCCAUCACUUCAUCUCCUCCGAGUCUGUGAAGGAUGUUGUGUGUGACAACUGCACUAAAAUCCAGGCAGAAGGAAUUCUAAAUGGACAGAGCAUAGAAAACCAGAGAACAACAUUUGUAAAGCAAUUAAAGCUAGGAAAGCUGCCCCAGUGUUUGUGUAUCCACCUGCAAAGGCUGAGCUGGUCCAACCAGGGCACUCCCCUGAAGCGACACGAACACGUCCAGUUCAAUGAGUUCCUGGUCAUGGACAUCUACAAAUACCGAGUUCCUGUGCAAAAAUCCAGCCACAAAACCCCAGAGGAGACUCCUGGAACAAAGGAUGGGACAGCAGUGAAAUCUCCAGAAGCAGAACAAACCCCUGGUACCAAACCACUCUUCAUGAAUGGUGCCUCCUCCUCCUCCUCCUCGUUUUUAAUGUCCCCAGGAACUUUUCCACUUGCUGCAUUCCCUGAGUGCAGCGCCCCGCUGUACCUGUACCGGCUGAUGGCGGUGGUGGUGCACCACGGGGACAUGCACUCGGGGCACUUCGUGACCUACCGGCGCUCGCCGAGCCCGCGGGGGGCCCUGGCGGUGCCCGGGCAGUGGCUCUGGGUGUCGGAUGACUCCGUGCGCAGGGCCAGCCUGCAGGAGGUGCUGGCGGCCAGCGCGUACCUGCUGUUCUACGAGCGCGUCCACGGCCGCGCCCCGCAGCGCGGCCCCGAGGAGUGACCGCGGGACAGCGGCUGCACAGAGGCGGGACUGCGACUCGCUCGAACUCCUCCCAGCUCCACGUGGCACCUGCUCUGCAAACCACCCCCCAUCCGAGGUUCCCCUUCCCCGGGAGUUGUGUUUUGUACCAAAAGUCGCCGCCCGAAGCCGUGCGGCCCCAAAGUGUGCGUGUGUUAGAGAAGCGUUUGUUGUGUCGGUGAUUCUUGUCAUCUCAGGCUUCCCAAGGCUGUGUCCCAUGCCCUGACAUGGCGGUUUUCCAAGGGAGAUGCUCAGUCCUCCACAUUUCACUGCAGGUGUUCCGAAGGGGGAGCCCUGGGAGGGGUUGGUGGGAAGCUGCUGUUGGCAAAGGCAAUGAUCUAAGAAACCAAGUGCCUUGAGCUUCCUUGAACAGCUGCAUUGCCACUGUCUGAGCCCACUGCAUGUCCAGUGUGUCCCGGGAAUGCCCCACCACCAUGGGAUGAACUGGUGGAAUCAAAUUUCCCUUGAUAUCCCAGCUAAUCAAUCUGUCAAGUCAGGCAUCUCCACAAACAGCCACAGUCCAAAAAUUUCCCUGUUCACAUAAUUUUCCUCACUACUUUAGUUAUUUAUACAUCAUAGAAGUCCUUCUGCUGAUUCAAAGGGCAGUUUCCUUUUCCCAGGAGGUAAUUUUUUUCUCUAUUAAGAGCUGAAAACUUAAUUUAUUGCUCCCUCUCCUUGGAAUAUAGCUGGAAUCAGCACACAGACAUGGUUGCUAGUGAUCAGUAUUAUUUCCUUCAGCACUGUUGAAUACCAUUGCUUGUAGCAUCGACUACAAUUUUAAUGCUGUGAUUUCCAAGCUGCUGGAAGUGUUCUAGACUUGCCCUUCCCAUUUUAGUGCUGGAAACUGCCAUUUCCCACCACUGGACUGGGCUUGGACUGGCUGGGAGUGGGAGCUGAGCUGAGCCCUUGUCUUUGUUAAGUGGAAUAUCAACAAUAGGAUCAGCACUGGUAGGCACUUACUGGUCUUGUGAAGCCAGUCUGGGAACACUGGUGUCACUGCACCAGCCCCAGGCUGGCCUGUAAAUAGAAGUAAGGUGAAUUCUGCUGCUCUAGACUGAUGUGCAAAAAAAUAAAAUCCCAAACAAAGCAAGGAAGGAGAAGCAGCAAAAAUUCUCCUUUAAAAUUCUCCUGCUUGUCAAUCACCAGGAAUAAAGUAUGUAGGUUAUUUUUAGCUCUUUUCUAUCCUUGUAAGCUUGGAGGAGAAAACCACUCAUCAAAGCUUUUUCAGUGUGAAACAGCAGCUUAAGUUUUCAAAUAACAACUGUCUUAAUAGUUUUUUAGGGCAACUUUGUACCUCAUGUGUUCAUAUUGCUGCCCAAAGCUCGGAGGUGUUUGGAGUUCCUCAUAGGAGGCUCCAAACCAGCCAAAGCAGGAAUGGUAAUGGAUGGAUAUGCAAAACUAUUUACACAACUCAUCAUUCCAGAGUAUGGAGCACAAUUCCUGUUCCAGGUAAUGCUCAUAGCACAUAAAUAGUGAUAAAUCCACUGCUGUACUAGUUCCUGGGAAGUCUCCCUGGCUGUGCUAGGCUAGAGUAGCUUGGUUUUAACCUGUUUUAAGUUAUAGAAAAACAACAAGAAAGCAAACAAAAAUAAUAUUGAAGGAUGCAUAAUGCCAAAAAAAUGCCCUGGCCACUGAAGUGAGAGCUGAGAGAGCUGGAGAAGGAGCCAGCCCUCCAUACUGGAAACACUGGGGUGCAGCAGGAGCUCUGUGAAGCAGUGCAGGGGAUCAUCUAAAACCAUCACACAAAACCUCUCCCUCCAGCAGAUCAGCCAUUGUACCUCAGAACUCCAACCAUUUCCACUGCCAGCAGUGUGUACCCUGCAGUAUCCAUUCUCAACACUCUGUUUAGAGGUUUUAUCUGCAUUUUGGAGUCCAGCUGAGCAGACGUUUGGUUUAGAACACAGUCAAGCUGGAGGUGGGGCAGAGGAUACGCACAGUGUGGGCUGUCUUGAAUUUGUCAGGACAGGGACAUAAAGUCACUUCUUACUGCACAGUCCAUGUAUUUUCUCUUGCAAAGAGCUGCAUUUGCCUUGGCUGUGAGUUGACUCUGGAAGCUCCCUCAAGGGCUAUCAAGGGGAGGGAUGAGUAGUCAGCAUUUGAUCCAGCUUUCUCUGUUAGGAAGGAGGAGAUGGAGCAAAUAUCAGCACCUCAGUCCUAGUCCUGAGCUGUGCAAGAUCCUCCCACAGCCCACUGUGAGCAUCAGACCUGGGCAGGGGUUUGUGAGCCAACCCUCCCCUUUGAGGUCACAGGGCUCUGUGGAGGCACGAGGCUCAAACGCUGUUACUUGUCACAAGCUGCCAUGGUAGAGAAGUUGUUAAUAAAAUGUAAAAAAAAAUUAAGACCUCCAAGAUGCCAUCUGUGUGUUUGGGUUAUCCUUGUCUCAUUUUGCGUGUUAUUUAAAAAUGUACAUUCUGGUCAAACCACUGCACUGCUGUUUGAAGUUGCAUUUUCACUUCAGGGUAUUUUUGUAACUGUACAGUAGCAAUAAAAACC